Physella acuta is the source of this 5827-nucleotide messenger RNA. Its product is annotated as NF-kappa-B inhibitor zeta. The record is from RefSeq and is a predicted model, not a curated record. Gene Ontology annotation, cellular component: cytosol. Gene Ontology annotation, biological process: cellular response to tumor necrosis factor. NCBI's taxonomy places the organism in Eukaryota, Metazoa, Mollusca, Gastropoda, Physidae. Gene Ontology annotation, molecular function: NF-kappaB binding.
UUCAGCAGCGAUGGCUGCCCAUUGAAAAUGAUAAACAACUUCAUGGAAGGGGAAUUACCUUCUGCUAUCGCAUACCAUGUGACCAUGAGGCUAACCAAUCAACAAAGCUUCCGGGAAUUUUCCGUCUACGCCAAAAAACGCUAAAUAUUGACUAAAGUGAUACGUUUUUGCUCUCAAAAUUUUCUUACAUUUUAUUUAAAUUACUUGGAUAAAAACAAUGAUAUUAAAAAAAGAGGAACAGGACAAUAUAUUGGUAACUGCUAGUGAUUUCGAUAAUAAGGAUUUACAAGUCAAUAAAGAUAAAAAUAUAACCAUGGGUUUGAAAGAAGGUGAAAAAGAUAAGAGCACAGUGGAUUCCAUCACAGAGGGACUAAACUUGUGUAACAUUGAAGAUGGGGUCUCUAACAUAGAGCUCACAGAACAGCUGAAGACAUUGUCUUUAUCUGACAGAGAACACUCUCCAGUGAAACUAGAACCACAGGAGGACGAUGAAAAUGGCAGCAAUGAAAACGAAAAAGAUGAAAAGACAGAUAAUGAUGACGUGAAAGAAGUGACCAAGUAUGAUGCACUCGUUAAGCUGGAUGCACCUAGCUUUGAUGACAAUGAGGAUUGUGCUGAGAAUGAAGCUCAACCAGACGGUGAGCUUGAAACAAGAGGUCCAACCAAUGGUGUCCCAUCUGUCAACUACAAUACAAUGUACAGGAAUGUCAUGCCAGAUCACAUGGUGAUGAACCUGCCCCCCAACUUCCCAUGCUACAACAACUACCAGCCUAACAUGAUGGCAGGGGCUUGCGGCCAGAACCAGAAAAGGAUGAUGGAACAGGAAGACAUAUACUUCGAGUGCCCCAAGUACGUCAAGCCUCCAGUCAUGGGAAACAACUACACACAGAUCAACACAAACUACAUGCCAAUGAACAACCUCAAUGAACCUGCGGCUUCAAGAGCACUGCCACAGACAAAAAAGGUUGUACUUCAAACCCAGCUGUCUGGCAGCACAAUGAUACAGUCUGGGGAUCUCGUCCCUGAUGCUAACCUACAGCUGUGCCAGGGCUUCCCAGAUGACUUUCUGGAUGACAACUUGUUCACUAAAGAACUAGAGACAGACUUCUACGCUGGAUUCAACUACAUCCCACCCAAGGAGUACCAGCCCGUCCAGCAGAUAGAGGACUACAAGAACAAGCGCUGGAGCAGCGAUGAUGUUGCCAGCGACGGCUACGGCAGCGACCCAGGGUCACAGUCUUCACCGGCCCCCAGCCCAUACUCCAUGAUGGAUGCCUCUGGGGCAUCGCCCUCUGGGACCAGCUUUUCCCCACCCCCCUCCAACUUGUCAGCAGACUCUGGUGUCAAUAGCCCUAUGGCAGAUGAUGUCCGUAGCCCAAGGCAGGUUGGCAUGAGCCCCCGCACAGUGAGGUCGCCCUACGUCGGGUUGUCCCACAUGACGCCACCAUACACCAUGUCACCCCCACACCCCCAGUCACCCCCACAGCAGCCCACCUACUGCUCACCUGCCCAUGAGAUGACCGAGUACAACUACCCAGAGCCAUUGCAGCUGCAGCAACAGAACUUUGAGGUCACCCCCCAAAGUAACCCCGCAGAGGAUAACUACACGAGCUCCUAUGUCACUGAACAUCUGGCUCUCCUGAGUGAAGCCUUGGAAGUGGCUGGCAACGACCUCUUGACCUGCGCCAAGAGUAAAGUCCACUCCAACUGUGCCCCCGCUGACCACCUGGUCAACCAGUUCAAAGAAAACAUCCCCAACAUUAUAGAAGAACCAACAAGUAAAUUCACUUUUGAAGCUCCCAAGCCUUCGGUGGAUCAGUCAAAACAGAACAACAUCACACUUCAUCCCUUAGCGACUGUCUCCCCCCAAUUCCCUGUACUUAACCCGAAUGCCACCAAGAUGUAUCAGCCUAAUGGAGUCAGUGUUCCACAACAGCAGCCCACUGGAAAAAUUCCCAUACCUCCCCUCAACAGGAAGCCACAGCAAAGCCAGCCUGUCGUUGUCACCAGUAGAAAUUUGAUUUUCAUUACCACGCCCCCAACCAAGCCUAGGUUUACGCCAAUUCUACCAAAGACAGAGACACCAGACAAGCCUGUGGGUGAAGUGACCCCUAUUGUCAACAACCCAGUGACCCAAAACAAGCCCCCCACCCCCCCUGUAGCCCCACAGAACAAGAAAACAAAUGGAACAACACUGCUCAAUCUGGCCAGGCGAGUGGUUGCAGGAAUGUCCACAACAGAUCUUCAGAAGAAGGAUGACGACGGAGACACGUACCUGCAUGUGGCAGUGUGUCAGGCUGACUGCUACAUGGUGCAGGCUCUGCUGGAGAGACUUGUCAGGGAGAAGCUCACAGACAUGAUUGAUAUACAGAAUACAAUGGGGCAGACUCCACUUUACCUGGCAGUGAGUACCAACCACCCUGAAAUGGUGACACUGUUGAUUGAGCACAAUGCAGACAUUAACCCUUUUGCAGAGUGUAUUCUGCCCUCUGGUAUCCGUGAAAAGUCGGCUGCUAUACACUGUGCCUCGUCAAAGGGAGAAACCUACCUGGACACACUGAAAGCUUUACUCCAUGCCUCCCAUAUCAGCUGUUGCUUGAACCAAGUCAACUCUGAUGGUCACACCGCACUGCACUGUGCUAUCAGGUCACACGGUAAACUGGACGCAGAUGGAACACGCCUGAACAGCAUCCCCAUUAUACAGUCUCUGAUUCACGCAGGGGCUGACCCUAACAUGCAGGUCCAGCAGAGUGGGAAGACCUCCCUCAUGUAUGCUCUAGAGAGCAGGGACAUUGACUUGAUUGAGAAAACAUUUCAGCUGGUGGACCCAUCAAAACUUGGCUCCUACCUAAAAACACAGGCUUUUGACGGAUCAACUUGUCUGAAAAUAGCCGAAUCAUUAAAGCAAUCUCUGAGCCCUGUGGAUCAGCAGCGCCUGAACAACUGUCUGAAACCUGUUCGAUAAGUUACUGACACAGAAGGGUCAAAGGUUAGGUGUUAGGUAAAAAAUAAUACUUGAAAGUUGGAACUAAAAUCAAAAAAGCUUUUUUUUUUGUGUGUGGACAGUUUUUAAUGAACAUUUUUUUAAUGGUUGAAGUUUGAGAGUUUGUCAAAGUUUUGAUGUAUGAACUAUAUAAGAAUUGACAUUAUUUACAAAUUUAUUUUUGACCAGUCAUUCUGAUGCAUAAUAAUUUUAACUUGGCAUAACCCGUAACUUAUAUCAGACUAACUUGUAAAGUGACCAUCACAAGAAGUUUCGUAUUGUAUCAAUGUUAUUAUUUUUAUCAGCGUGUAAAUAUUUUUCCAGUUAUCUGUACAUUAGUUUUGUUAUUUGUACAUACUUUUUUUCUUUAGCCCUUCACCGAAGGCUUAGCCAUAGAUAUAAAAAUUUAUUGGGCCCAUUUAAAUGGGAAUGAUAAAAAAAGUUGGGGAAAAAAAACAAGUGGAAUUCAAAAGUUACCUUUUUUUUUAAAAAAUGUGAUAUUUAAAGUUUACAUUGUGCCUUUUUAGGUCAGUGCAUAUAACUUGUAGUGUAAAUAUUGUGUACAUUUAAACAUUGGCCUGUCCAUCAGUUUUGUAGAUACUUCUGUUUAUCUAGACACUAGUUAUAAUCGUAUAUAUUUCAUAAAAAUAAACAAGUUAACAUGUAUUUAAGAUAAGGAAUAAGUUUACGUUUUGACCAGUCACAAUUUGUGAUUGAAUUUUUUUUUAAAGGAAUGAUAAAGCAUGCGGCAGCUUCUGUUGAGUUUUUUUUUUACUAUAAGAUUUGAAAAUAACACCUUUUUGUUACUAAUGAUUUUUUUAUGCAAUUGUUUGUUAUUUCACCAGCUUUGCUUACAUUUUUUUCUCUCUUCAAACCAUGAGUAGCAUUUAUUUUAAUCAGUUUAUCAAUUUUUUUUUUCGGGUUUUUAUUUCUUUUACAUGGACUUAACUCAUUAGCAUUGAAAUUUGUAUAAUAAAAAGCUAUCGGCAUAUAGAGCGAUGAAAGAGAGGUAUUUAUAACUUACAUUUUUUAUCUACGUGUGCGGCCAUAUUUUGUUGAUGUUUCUUUGUCCGCCUGGGAAAAACAUUGAUUUGUUUGGGGAAAUUUGUGGCUGUCCAUGGUAGAGCGCACAACUACUAACCCAAAAGUCUUGAGUUAGGAUCCUGGGCUUGAUUCUGUAGGAUGUCCCUGAGUCAACCCAGCUCUAAUGGGUACCUAUCAAAGGUUGGGGAAACUAAAGGCGGCUGGGCAUAGUGCUAAUCUCCCUAUUUCCAGGACAGUUUUUGUAUAUGGUCAAUUUCAUUUCUGAAAUUAUUAUUUACAUAUAGUCUAGUGUUAUAUUAAUGUAUUAAAAUGAAACUAACAUAUAUUUUCACUUCAAAAUCAAUCUCUAAGAAAGUUUAGUUACAUGUUUGUCUCUAGCAGGAUUUAAAAAUGCCUGUCUUCAUCCUGUAUAUCAGUUGAAUGAAAUGCCUUCUUUUAAAAAAAAAUGUAUAACAUUCUUUUUUUCUCAGAAUUGUAUGUUGAGUUAUAAAAUUUAAGAAGGGGAUCUAAAAUUAUUAUAUGUUUCACAUUAGAUGGACACAAUAAAAUAGCAAAUUUUUUGAAGUAGAAAAAAAAAUCAAGGCACUUUUUUGUUUGUUUUUUAAUUAAAAAGCAGGGGAUCUAAAAUUGCUAUAGGCCUAUAUAUCUCAUUACACUGGCACACAUAUGGCAAAAUAUGUUUGAAGUCUAUUUUUAAGGAGAAAAUCACAAGACAUUUGGUUUUUUUAUUAUGAACAAGCAGAGGACCUAAAACUGUUGAAUAUAUCUCAUUAGAUGAAUACUCACAUUGAAAAAUAUUUUUGAAGUAGAAAGUCUUAAGUUUCUUUUUCAUACAGUUAUGCCUAUAGAUAUUACAUUUUUUUACUACUCACACAGUUAAACACAGGGGGGGGGGGGGGAAAUCAUUCAGAAAGGUGUAGAAAUCUGGUUUGGGUUUUAGUCCUGCAUUUCAAUUUUGUUAUUCAAAAAUCACUGUAAACACAGUAUCUCUGGAGCCUCUAGUGUUAGGUAGAUUUAAAAAAAAAUUAAAACAUAUCAAAUAAAGCCUAGAAAUAAAAGAAAUCAAUGUAUGUUUCUAGCCUUGGUUUAAGUGCCUGUUAAUUUAUGACAGAAUAUAUGUCUACAAAACCGUUAGGUGAAGUGUGUCUUUCAGAUAUGUUUUUUUCAGCUUGGGUUUAUCUAUUGCUAUAUCGAUUAGUGCCUAAUUUAGUUUUUUAUGUUCAGUUCAGUUCAUUCCGAUAUUUCAUAAAUAUUAACAAAUUAGUCCUGCAUAUCAGCAGACCUACAAAUCCUGAGCUCAUAAUUAUGUUGUCAUCUUUUAGUAUAUAUGUUUAAAAUGUGUUACUAAUUAACCUAAUCGUUUUAAAAAACAAAUUGCUAACAAAUAUCAGUGUAAACAAUUGUGUUAAAUCUUCACAAGGUAAAUAAUUUUAUGUUCACUUUUCACAUUGUAAAUAUUUUCAUAUUGUUGUAGAGAACUUUCCUCUUAAGUAAUUAAACAGUUAAGGGAGACAACCACUAUUACAGUUGAACUAAUGGAACUGAUUACCACAACUUUGUUAAAAAAAAUGUGUGUCAAGUGUUAAAAUAAAUAUUUAAAUUAAAAAGAAACAAAUAUUUAAGUGCAGGCUAGGCUAAUUAUUUUAUGUAUUACAAAAUUGUUUUUUUUGUAUAAAGGAAAUUGUAUUGUGUAUAAACCUGUUAUAUUAUUGUAUAACACUGACUGUUGUCUGUUUCUUCUAUCUGUAGUGGACAAUGCCUUCUAUUGAAUAUACAUUAAAAAGCUUCUUAUACACACCA